Phlebotomus papatasi is the source of this 5382-nucleotide messenger RNA. RefSeq lists its product as uncharacterized. The transcript has a single exon. Bases 1 to 5382 code for a protein of 1793 amino acids. Gene Ontology annotation, molecular function: nucleic acid binding. Gene Ontology annotation, biological process: DNA integration. NCBI's taxonomy places the organism in Eukaryota, Metazoa, Arthropoda, Insecta, Diptera, Psychodidae. The record is from RefSeq and is a predicted model, not a curated record.
AUGGCCAAGGCAAAUCCUGAAACGGCGGCUGAGCUGAAAACAUUGCAUCGCAGCAGAGGUGCAGUCAAGGCAUCAUUGACUAGGCUUGAGUUGAACAUUCAGGAUGGUAGAACACUCUUCACGGCAGACCUUCUCUCCGCUUAUGAGAUUCAGCUUCAAAACAUCAUACAGAGAUUUGAGGAUGUUCAGCAGAAGAUCUACACGUGUCCCGAGGUCACGGACGAAGAUCUCGAUCAAGAGUGUUGUGAGGAAUCAACGUUCAAUGACAGAGUUGUGCAAGUCCAGGUAAAAAUCUCGCAGCUCAAUCGUACAGUACGUAGAGACGAGCACCCAUCCGUCACCAACACGGCAGCAACGGAAGACUUAACAAAACUCUGGCAACAGCAACUCGAGAUCAACACCAAGUUGGUAGAGUCCAUGAAGACACGAGGCAGCAAUGUCAAGCUUCCUCCAAUAGAGAUAAAGAAGUUCACUGGAAAUUACAGCGACUGGGCUUCCUUCCGCGAUAUGUACACAUGUACUAUCCACAACAAUGACGCCUUGACACCAGUCGAGAAGUUUAAGUACCUGAAAGGAUAUCUCAGUGGAGAGGCUGAGUCAGAAAUUGACCAAUUGGCCAUUACUGACGAAAACUACCCAGUGGCGUGGAAAGCAAUACAAGAAAGGUUCGAGAAGAAACAAAACAUUGUUUCGACACACAUCCAAUCGUUCCUUAAUAUUCCCGUCAUUGGAGAAGCCAGCGCAAAAUCACUUCGGGGCAUGUUCAGUAUGUCUCGCAAAGUAAUUAAGGCUCUUGACGCUCUCAACUGCGACCAAAGAGAUAUCUGGUUGGUGCACAUCCUAGUCAGCAAGUUGGAUAAGGAAUCUGUAGCGCUGUGGUCAAGGGAGACAUCGUCAUCACAAGUCGCAUCACUUCAUGAUUUUUUCAAUUUUCUGGAGAAACGGUGCGACUCACUGGAGAUGGUUCAAUCACAGAACAGUGGGAAGAGCCUCAACAAAUCUACAGAAAAAUCAACAAAAAAUGUGGUGAAGCAAAAGUCCACCCUGGCCGUCACACAAACGAAGAAAUGUGCAAUCUGUCAGCAAGAAGCACACCAAGUUUUCCAGUGCACCAAGUUUAUCAAUUCCACUCCCACACAAAGAUUGGACCUAUUGAGGAAGGCAAAGCUUUGCAUCAACUGCAUAAGAGGAACGCACAGCGUUGAAUCCUGCCAAUCUUCAAGUUGUAGACGAUGCAACAUGCGUCAUAACACGCUUCUUCAUGAAGCAUUUCACACACCACAGUCACAGAGUGGAGACACAGCAGCUCCCUCUACUUCAUCUGCUUCUGACAACAGCCAGAGCAACGGGGCCAUUCCCAAGGCUAAUGGAAACGCAGCAGUUCCGCAGCCACAAACCACAGCAGUCAUUCAGUCAGAUACAGUGUCCACGACACUUAUGACUCGUCCAUCAACAGUUCAUCAAUCAGUCCUACCAACAGUCAGUCUCUUCUUGAUUGACAACAAUGGGAAGAGACACAAGUGCAGAGGACUUCUGGAUUCCUGCAGCCAGGCAAACCUUAUCACAAAAAGGCUUGUUGACAAAUGCGGAAUUCCUACGUACAUCAAACCAGCACAUUCAAUUUCCGGAAUUGGAAGCCAAUCUACAAAGGUCACACAGGCCGUCAUGGCGACAAUCAACUCCCGGAACCACACAUUCGCCACCAAGUGCGAGUUUCUGCUCAUGGAAAAUAUUACCGAUGAUCAGCCAGUCAGUGAUAUAAACCUCGAGUGGAAAAUUCCCAACGAUGUCUUUCUGGCAGAUCCGGACUUCGCAAAACCGGGAAAAAUUGACAUGCUCCUCGGCGUGGAUAUUUUCACACAAGUGAUCCGUGCUGGAAGAGUCGAGGGCAACCCCACGUUGCUCGAGACAGCUCUAGGAUAUGUGGUAGCAGGCAGCUUCACAUCUGGAGGAGACAUGUUGAAUUGCAGUUGUCUCUGCUCCACGCAGACUCUGGACACACUGCAUCAUGCCAUUGAGAAAUUCUGGAUGAUUGAGGAACCAUCUUCAAUCAAAUCAUCUCCAAAGUCAGAGGAAGGAGAAUGCGAAAAACAUUUCGCCCACCAUGUCACCCGGGACGGCAGUGGACGAUACAUCGUGAAACUGCCUACCAAGGAAAAUGUCACACAACUCGGUGAAUCUCGUGACUCUGCUUUGAAGAGGUUUCGCUGCAUUGAGAGAAGACUUCAAAGGGAUCCAGCAAUCAAGGAACAGUAUACUGCAUUCAUGAAGGAAUAUGAGGAUCUCGGACAUAUGAGAAAACUCCCUGGGCAUUACGAGUCUGAUAAACCAGCAGUUUAUCUUCCUCAUCACCCUGUAAUGAAGCUUUCAUCUUCAUCUACCCCCGUCAGGGUGGUUUUUGAUGCUUCGGCCAGAACAUCCAGCGGGAUUGCACUCAAUGAUGUCCUAAUGGUUGGCCCAAAAAUACAGGACGACAUCUUCUGCAUUUUGCUCAGGUUCCGACAGCAUCCCAUUGCCAUCAAAGCGGACAUCCGCAAAAUGUUUCGCCAGAUCCGUGUGGCUGACGAGGAUCAGAAUCUUCAGAGAAUAUUCUGGCGGGACUCCCCAGACAAGCCGAUUGAGACCUACUUGCUGUCUACAGUCACAUAUGGCACAGCAAGUGCCAGUUUUCUCAGUACAAGGUGCAUUCAGCAACUCGCCAUCGAUGAAGGAGACUCACUACCCCUCGCCAAGGAAGCUACAAUGUCAGAUUUCUAUGUGGACGAUUUUCUUUCCGGAGGGUCUUCCAUACCAGCAGUUCAAGAGCUUCGUCAACAGAUGACAGAACUCAUGUCUCGAGGGGGAUUCCACUUGACAAAGUGGAUGGCAAGCGAUUCCGCAGCUCUUACAGGAGUUCCGGAGGAAGAUUGCGAUAUGAAUACACACGACAAAUUGGGCGGAGAAAACACCACAAAGGCUCUUGGCAUUAAAUGGGACACAUCACGUGAUGAUUUCACAUUCAAAGCAGCACCAUACACCGACAAGGUUACCAUGAGAAAUUUACUCUCAGAAAUUUCAAAAAUUUACGACCCAUUGGGAUUUCUUACGCCAGUAGUGGUUAGAGCAAAAAUUCUGAUGCAGGAUAUCUGGAGCAUUGAGGCGGAUUGGGAUGAUGACUUGUCUGACCACCCAGACAUUGUUAACAGAUGGACAAACUAUCAAAAAUCAAUGCCUGAUGUUGCAGAGAUAACCAUUCCCCGAAGGUUAACAUCACUCGAGCAUCCAGCAGAGUGCCAUCUACUUGUAUUUUGUGAUGCUUCAGAGAAAGCUUUCGGCGCCUGCAUUUACGUCAAAACAAUUGACGAAGACGGCAAUUCAACUUGCCAGCUGCUCUGUGCCAAAUCAAAAGUUGCUCCGCGCAAGGAGGUAACACUUCCCCGUCUAGAACUUUGUGGUGCAGUCCUGGCCAUGAAGCUACUCCAAGCUGUUCAAAAAUCACUCACAAUCAAGGUGGAUUCUAUCACAGCCUUCACUGACUCAACAAUCGUUUUGCAUUGGCUAGCAGGUGAGCCUCAAAGGUGGAAAAAGUUUGUGGCAAAUCGAGUCAAGGAAGUGCAGGAGCAAUUGCCAAGGGAACACUGGUACCAUGUGCCGUCAAAGCUGAACCCAGCGGACAUUUGUUCCAGAGGAACCACUCCCAAGGAAUUAGCAAACAACAACUUAUGGUGGACUGGACCAGACCUGUCACAAAUCCUAGACAAGCAACCAGAUGUCUUCAUGGAAACUUCAGAUGAGAGACUUGAGCAGAGAAAAACCUUCGCUGUCAGCCUUGGGCAACAUUCAACAAAUGUUUCCAAUUCUGCGAAUUUCUGGGCCAUCCUGGAAAGAUUUUCCUCACACUCAAGAAUGCUCAGAUAUCUCACGUACUGGAGGAGGUAUUUCCAAAACCUGAAGGCCAAAGUCGAUAAAUCCCCAUUAGAUUUCUCGGCACUGAGGGUGGAGGAAAUACAGAAGACAAAUCAACACAUCAUUCGAGCCAUCCAGAAGCAGUCUUUUCCAAGUGAAUACAAGUCUCUUCAGGAAGGAAAGCAGGUGCCAAGACAGUCCCGUGUGGCCAAAUUGAACCCAUUUCUGGACGACUCGCAGAUGAUUCGUGUUGGAGGUCGCAUCCAGGCCUCAAAUCUGACAGUGGAGCAGAAGCACCCAAUACUUCUGCCUCCCAAACACCACCUGACAAGACUUAUUUCUGACAUGACGCACCUACAGACUUGUCACGGAGGACCUCACAUGAUACUCGCCACAAUGAGACAGAUGUACUGGCCACUACGCGGGCUUGACGUUGCCAAGGCUACCGUGAGACAGUGCAUCAGGUGCUUCAGGUGCAAUCCCAAGGCUGCACACCAAAUCAUGGGGAACCUGCCACCAGCAAGAGUCCAAUUUUCUCGACCGUUCCAGAGAGUGGGAAUCGACUUUUGUGGACCAUUUCAAAUCAAAUUGCCCUUGAGAGGAGGACGCUCGACAAAAAUGUACGUAUGUGUCUUCAUAUGUUUUAUUUCUAGAGCAAUCCAUCUUGAGCUGGUGUCCGACUUGUCCACGGAAGCCUUCCUGGCCUCAUUCAAGCGAUUUAUUGCUCGUCGAGGAAAACCCACUGACGUAUUUUGCGACAAUGGGAAGAAUUUCGUUGGUGCAUCAUCCCACCUCGCUGACGUCCAGCAAUUCUUGUCUGAAAAGACAACAAGGCACAUCAUCACAAAAAAUGCCGCAGAUGACAACAUCUCAUUCCAUUUCAUACCGCCGAGAAGUCCCCACUUUGGAGGUCUCUGGGAAUCCGCGGUGAGAGCUUUCAAGCGACAUUUUUACCGUGUGAUCGGGAAUGAGAGGCUCACUCAGGAAGCGUUUACUACAGUUCUCGCCGAAAUAGAGAUGUGUCUUAACUCCCGUCCACUCAUGCCACAAUCAGACGAUCCAUCUGAUCUGGAAGUUGUCACGCCAGGACACUUUUUGAUUGGACAGUCACUCAACACUUUGCCGGCUCAUGACGUCAGCAAUGUUCCCAAGAAUCGCCUCAGUGUCUGGAGACAACUUGACCAGAUUAGACAGCACUUCUGGAGCCGUUGGAGUCGAGAGAUUCUCACAAACAUGCAAGUGAGAAGCAAAUGGCAAUUUCCUCAGGAAAAUGUCAACAUUGGAGAUUUGGUGCUUCUCAUCGAAGACAACCUUCCACCACUCGCUUGGAUCACCGGGAGAAUCACAGAGACUCAUCAAGGGAAAGACGGCAAAAUUCGGGUAGUCAAUGUACAAACUUCAUCCGGAAAUUACAUGAGAGCCAUCACCAAGAUUGCACUGUUCCCGAAAGAGAAUAAUCCAGAAGUUGACACUUCUGCCUUGGGCAAUAUGUCGUGA